AUGAAUCCCAAUUUUAUUUCUAGCUCUUCAUCUUCUGAUGAAGAUGGUGAAAAUUCUCAUAUGAUAUACACUUACAACCAAUUUAUGCAGGAUAUGCAACGUAGAAUCGACAACAACAACAUGUUGAUUCAAUACCUUCGUGACCAUCAAAGUCCACAUAUAUAUCGUGGAUCAGUUCCAGGGCAUAUUGUCAUCAACCGUGACCGAGAGGGUGCUCACGCUAGAUUGUACAAUGAUUAUUUUGCUGAUAAUCCAUUGUAUAAUGAAACCAUGUUUGGUAGGAGAUUUCGGAUGUCGCGUCCAUUGUUCCUUCGUAUUGUGGAUGCAGUUAAGGAACACGAUGACUACUUCAUGCAACGACGAGAUAGAACCGGAAGGCUUGGACUAUCAUCUCUUCAAAAGGUAACAGCUGCUAUUCGUAUAUUGGCAUACGGUGUACUAGCCGAUGCUUGUGAUGAGUAUGUGAAAAUAAGUGAGAGCAGUGCUAUCAAAAGUCUAAAACGUUUUUGUCGUGCAAUAAUAGAAGUUUUUUCAACUCAAUAUUUGAGAAGCCUGACAACUAAUGAUAUUGCUAGACUUUUAUAUAUUGGUGAGCAACGUGGAUUCCCAGGGAUGCUAGGUAUUGCUCCUCCUGCUUAUUAUGUUAUUCAAGGCAAAGAAUACAAUAUGGGUUAUUACCUAGCUGAUGGAAUAUACCCAAAAUGGUCUACUAUUGUGCAAACAAUUCAUGAGCCUCGUACCCCAAAGAAAAAGUAUUUUGCUAUGAGGCAAGAGGCAUGUAGAAAAGAUGUAGAACGUGCAUUUGGUGUUCUCCAAUCACGUUUCUCAAUUGUAGCAGGACCAGUGCGGUAUUGGGAUAAAGAAGUGUUGUGUGACAUAAUGAUUACAUUUAUAAUUUUGCAUAAUAUGAUAGUUGAAAAUGAGCGUGACCUGAGUUCUCCAAUCGAAGUUGCUAGACACGCACCACAACCAGAAGUUGAGAUGACGACAAAUGAAGAUGUUCGAUUUCAAGAGUACUUGACUCGGUAUGCCGCAAUAAGAAAUAAAAGUGCACAUCUAGAACUUCGAAAUGCAUUAGUUGAUCAUUUGUGGGAAAAUUUUUCAAAUACGCAAUCUUGA
Messenger RNA from Salvia splendens (bonfire salvia), 1119 nucleotides. RefSeq lists its product as uncharacterized. The record is from RefSeq and is a predicted model, not a curated record. The transcript is spliced from 2 exons. The coding region runs from base 1 to 1119 and encodes 372 amino acids. NCBI's taxonomy places the organism in Eukaryota, Viridiplantae, Streptophyta, Magnoliopsida, Lamiales, Lamiaceae.